UCGAUAACAACAACUCUAAGAAGAAGGUUGGAAGUUUUAGUUUUAACAAAUACCAAAGAAACACAAAUAACAAAUGUUAACUUUUAAAUUCUAUUGUUUAACAAUAUUUAUCUGUUGUCUAUAUUGUUUACAAAAUGUACAAAGUGAUUUACAAAUUUCACCAGAAGAUAUGGAAUAUGCUGUCACACGUAUUUCGAGUAGACAAAGAGCUGUACAUUUGAAAAGUCCGCCAUAUUUUGGACAUGCAACCAAAUUUAAUUUACAAACUCUAAUUGAAGGAAAAUUCAAAACAAAACAACAACAGCCACAACAUGAUGUUGAGGACAUGCCACAAACUGCAGCACACAAUGAAGAAAUACUUAGUGGUAACACAAAUAACUACAAACUAAAUAAAAAAUAUGUUAACAAGAAAGUGGAGGCAAAUGCACAGUCAUCAACUUUAAGCCAACAACAUGAAAUUAAAUCAAAUGAAGGAGAUCUAGAGAAACGGGAACCAACGCAACAGCAGCUAGAAAAAGUAGAGGCGAAACCAGUAAUACAAAAUGUUGUUAAUCAACCACAUAAUCAUCAAAAUCAGCAACAUUUAACAGUCAAUCAAGUUGAAGUGAAGCAACAGCUGUUGCCGCCGACGCCGCAUCAUUUUAAAUUGUUAAAUGUGGUGAAUCAUAGAAAUAAACGACAGACUCAUGCUGGGAACAGCAAUAAUAACAAUAACAAUGGCAAUCAACAACAGCAGCAAUACUCCACAAUUACCAUUCAAUAUUAUCCACAGCAGCAGGAACGAACAGUCGUCGAAUACCAGCUGCAAGAACAGAAACCACAACAAUAUCAAUUACAAUACUAUCAACCAAGUCAGAGUCCCAACCAGCAACAAUUUCAACAAAAUUACAACAAUAUUGAACUAAUUGUAAAUGGAAAUAGUUUGUCAACAUUUCCACAAUCAACAACAGAAAUAAUGGCAGCUAUGACACUACCAAUCCCUUUACCAAUAGUAACAUCAACACCUAAACCCUUACCAGCAUUUACAACAUUAAUCACUAACUCUCCACUAUCUCCAGCUUUGUCUACUUCCUCAAUGGACAAUUCUAUUAAACCUCUCUUGCCUCUAGAAGUAAUUAAAGACGUAAAUGCCGACAAUACCACUCUACCUCCAGCCACUGUUUGUAAAAUAUGUUGUAUAACAAAUGAAUUUCCUUGCUCGAGCUGCUGUACACCUCUAUUAAAUGCUCAAACUUUAAAAACUUUGGGUGGUUAGUUUGCUCAUCUUUUGAAUCCAAUUGAAAUUCAUUUAAGAAUUGCAUUUAUGUAAAUUAGCUAAUAAGAUAUUCUAUAGUAUUUUUAAGAUAUUAGUCUUUUUAAGUAUUAAGUAAUCAUGAGAAUUUUGCUCACCUGUUUAAUAAAAUUAAUUUAAAGAAUUUUAACUUAAUAUCACAUUGUUUGCCAUACCCACUAAGCGGUGAUCGCCACCAAUAGAUAUAACGGGCCGAAAUCAACUGAUUACAUAUACAUAAGCAAUAUGAAAUAUAAUGAAUUAAAGUAAACAUUACAACAGCUUAAUAUUAAGAUUUAA
This is a messenger RNA of Lucilia sericata (common green bottle fly), 1570 nucleotides long. RefSeq lists its product as uncharacterized. Lineage: Eukaryota; Metazoa; Arthropoda; Insecta; Diptera; Calliphoridae. The record is from RefSeq and is a predicted model, not a curated record. The transcript is spliced from 2 exons. Bases 74 to 1255 code for a protein of 393 amino acids.